UCUCCGCUCCUCUUUUUUUAAGUGAGAUUCACGUAACGCUGGCUAAGGAUAGGGACUGCUGAUGGUUUGCCUUUGAUUUUUACGCUAUGAAAUGCGCCGUUAUAUCAGAAACGGAAAACAUAAGCUGGGUUUUAUUCAUCACACACACCUGAGAUCUUGUAACUUUUUUUUUGUAAUGUUUAUGUUAUUUUAAGCUUUGAUUAUACAUACGUAAGGAUUUUUUUUUUUUUUACAAAGCAGUAUAGGACAGAGGCAAGUUUCAAUACCUGUGCGGCAGAUCGGAUGCGAUUUACGUAGUAAUUUACGAAGUUUCUCAAACUUGUGUGAAGGAGUUUGCAACUUUGUGGAACAAUGCAUAAAUCAAGGAUAAAGUCGGCUGUGCUGAUAUCCUUGCUGAUGUUAGCGGCUUUGUUGGUUCCGAGUCUGAAAUGCGCAGCUGCCGACGCGGACCUGUCCCAGCCGGCAGAGGCUGACGGCUUCGCCGAGGCUCAGAGCAGAGACCUGCCCACGUCAGAAGGUAACUUCCUGGAGUUCCUGGAACCGGUCAACAACAUCACAACGCUCCAGGGACAAACGGCUACCCUGCACUGCAAGGUGCUGGGCAACCCCAAGCCCAACAUCAAGUGGCUGAAGAACGACGCGCCCGUGGUCCAGGAACAGGGCCGCAUCUCCAUCCGCAAGACCGAGUCGGGCUCUAAGCUGCGCAUCCAGGACCUAGACACCACCGACACGGGAUACUACCAGUGUGUGGCCUCCAACAGCGUCAAGGUUAUCUCUGCCACAGGGGUACUCUACGUCCGCCUUGGUCAAUCGCCAACACAUGGACCAGAUGACCCGACCCAAGAGAAAGGCUUCUGCCAGCCGUACCGGGGCAUCGCCUGCGCUCGCGUCAUCGGGAACCGCAGCAUCUACGUGGAAUCGCUGCAGAUGCAGGGAGAGAGCGAGAACCGCAUCACAGCCGCGCUGACCAUGAUCGGCACAUCCACGCACCUGACAGACCAGUGCUCCCAGUUUGCCAUCCCGUCUUUCUGCCACUACGUGUUCCCGCUGUGCGACGAGGGUGCCAGGGGGGCGCGCCAGCGGCAGCUCUGCCGGGACGAGUGCGAGGCGCUGGAGAGUGACCUCUGCCACGCCGAGUACGACAUCGCCCGCAGGAACCCACUUAUUCUCAUGCAGCUGGACCUGCCCAAAUGUCACCUACUGCCCCACCCCAGCUCGCCCGACGCCGCCAACUGCAUGCGCAUCGGCGUGCCCAGUGACAAACUUGUGGCAUAUUCUCCCACAGGUCACAACUGCUACAACGGCAGCGGCGCUGACUACCGGGGCACCGUCAGCGUCACCAAGUCAGGCUAUCCGUGUCAGGCCUGGAGCGAGCAAAACCCCCACAUCCACCGCUUCUCAUCCGUCGAGUUCCCGGAGCUGAGGGGGAGUCACAACUACUGCCGCAACCCCGGGGGCCAGAUGGAGGGGCCCUGGUGCUUCACACUGGACAAGAACGUGCGGGUGGACCUGUGCGAUGUGCGACUGUGCAUGCCCCCCGAGAACCUGAAGAAGGAGAUCCUGUACAUCCUCAUCCCCAGCAUCGCCAUCCCCCUGGUCAUCGCCUGCCUCUUCUUCCUGGUAUGCAUGUGCCGGAACAAGCAGAAGGAAUCGUCGGACGCGCCCCCCUGCCGACAGCUCACGGCCUCGCCCAGCCAGGACAUGGAGUUGCCCCUCCUCAACCAACACAAGCACCAGGCCAAGCUGCGAGAGAUCAACCUGUCGGCUGUACGUUUCAUGGAGGAGUUGGGAGAGGACCGCUUUGGGAAGGUCUACAAAGGUCAUCUGUACAGUACAGCACCUGGUGAACAGACACAGGUGGUCGCAAUCAAAACGGUGAAGGACAAGGAUGAGGGAACAUUACGGGAAGAGUUCCGGCACGAAGCCAUGCUCAGGUCACGCCUCCAGCACCCCAACCUAGUGUGCUUGCUGGGCGUGGUCACCAAGGAGCAGCCAAUCAGUAUGGUCUUCAGUUACUCUGGCCAUGGAGACCUCCACGAAUUCUUAGUCAUACGGUCGCCUCACUCAGAUGUGGGCAGCUCGGAUGACGACAAGACGGUGAGGUCCACGUUGGAGCAGGCAGACUUCCUGCACAUCGUGACCCAGGUGGCGGCCGGAAUGGAGUACCUGUCAAGCCACCACGUGGUCCAUAAAGACCUGGCCACUCGUAACAUUCUGGUCUGCGACAAGCUCAACGUCAAGAUCCUUGACCUGGGCCUUUUCCGGGAAGUCUAUUCCGCAGACUACUACAAACUGAUGGGAAACAACCCAUUCCCCAUCCGAUGGAUGUCUCCGGAGGCCAUCAUGUAUGGGAAGUUCUCCACAGAUUCAGACAUCUGGUCCUAUGGCGUGGUGCUCUGGGAGAUCUUCAGCUAUGGGCUGCAGCCCUACUGCGGCUACUCCAACCAGGAAGUCAUCGAAAUGGUGCGUAACCGGCAGGUACUCUCUUGCCCGGACGACUGCCCCGCCUGGAUCUACACCCUCAUGCUCGAGUGCUGGAACGAGUUCCCCGCCCGGAGGCCCCGCUUCAAGGACAUUCACGCUAGACUGAGGGCCUGGGAGAGCCUGUCCAACUACAACAGCUCUGCUCAGACCUCUGGAACCAGCAACACCACGCAGACAAGCUCGCUCAGCACCAGUCCCGUCAGCAACAUCAGCACCACCCGGUACGUCAGCCCCAAGCCCAAGGCCUCACCCUUCCCUCAGCCUCAGUUCAUGCCCAUGAAAAGCCAGAUGAGGCCCAUGGUGCCCCCUCAACUCUACAUUCCCGUCAAUGGCUACCAGCCCAUGCCAGCCUACCCCUACCUGCAGAACUUCUACCCCGUCCAGAUUCCCAUGCAGAUGCCGCCCCAGCAGAUGCACCCCCAGAUGGUGCCGAAGGCCGGCUCACAUCACAGCGGCAGCGGCUCCACCAGCACCGGCUAUGUCACCACCGCACCCUCCAAUACGUCGGGCACGGAUCGGGCCGCACUGUUGACGGAGGACGCCAAGACCAACGAGGACGAAGCACCAGACGGCACAUCGCAGACCGGCCUGCACUGUGAGGACGUGUCCGUCCCUGAGACCGAGCUGCUGGGGGACAACGACACUCCUCUGACAGAUGACCUCGAGCUGCACUCCGAGGCAUAGGUGGGGGGCGGGGAGGGGGGCGUGCUACAGACUCGAACCGCAACGGGCAAAGAUGGCUGUCGAAGCAAGGCGUUUGUUGACGAACUGUAGGGCGAUUUCAAAAAGUGAAGGGAAUGCAUCGUAAAACAAAAAAGAGCAAUAUUUAUAAGUUGAUUUACUGUCACUGAUGUGGCGUGUGAGGUUUUACCUCUGUGACUUGGCAUGUUGGCUUUGGGAAGUCCUGCAAGCUUCUCGCCAUAGAACUGUGAUGAAGAAUCAAUGUCUUCCUAGUAUGUUGGUUGUGUGUGACGUGCAAGGGUGGGUGGAGUAGUGAGGUCUGUCAGAACUGUUGCAAAGCCUUUCAGAAGAAUUCUAUUUCUUACUGUUGCUGUGCAACAUACAAAGCGAAACAUUUUAGGUUCUUGAAGUCGCCUUUUUUCCAUGUCACUAAGUUUCUUUGUAUGUGUACAGUUUAGCACAUUGUCUUUUGUUCGGGGGGGGGGGAUUCACAGCUGUUUUCUGUACGAGGCAUUCAUGUAAACAAAAGCCAGGCCACGGAGUACUUCAGCUCCUUGGCACAGGCCAAUAAACUCAGUGGUGGCUUCUGCCUUGGAGAAUGGGCUGUAGGCGACCGGAAAGAGGAGAUUCAGCUGCUUCAUUUAGCAAAAAAAAAGUACCAUGGGAAAAGGCAUUCUUACUGGUCGAAGGAGGGCAGGUAUUUCGAUCGGAAUUUCUGUCAAACUGUUCUGAUUGUUUGAUUCUUUGGUCUCCAUGUGGAUAAACCAAAAGCAGGACAGAAAGCUGAACCGCCACGAGAGAACGGCGGAUGUUUCGUGACGCUUCAUAGAAUGGGCCUGGUCAGUGCUUGUUGUUACCUGGUUUUAUCUUUUUUUUUGUAGAUUUUUGCCUUUUUAAAAAAAAAAAAAACAAAAAAAAACACCUUUGGGACCUUGUACAGAUCUAUAAGUUAUGUUUUAAAAUGUCUCUCCCGAAGUACACAUCUUUUUAAAGCAGCUUAUCCAUUGUCUUUUGUGUUCUUGGCAUGAAUUCUUACGCCAGGUAUAAUCUCUGUCCUAGUAAACAGAUACUUGCUUUUAUGAAAGACAUUUUUUUAAACUCACAAAGUGGUCUUUUUUUGUUAAAAAAAAAAAAUACAAAAAUACUAAGAUUUUGCCUUGUAUUGUGUAAAUCCUGCCACUUGGGAUGUCCAAUAAAAAUGAUACAUUUAUCAUUAAAAUCAUCAA
Molecule: messenger RNA, 4391 nt
Organism: Paramormyrops kingsleyae
Lineage: Eukaryota; Metazoa; Chordata; Actinopteri; Osteoglossiformes; Mormyridae
Gene: ror2
Product: receptor tyrosine kinase-like orphan receptor 2
Biological process (GO): positive regulation of kinase activity; cell surface receptor protein tyrosine kinase signaling pathway; protein phosphorylation
Cellular component (GO): signaling receptor complex; plasma membrane
Molecular function (GO): ATP binding; Wnt-protein binding; transmembrane receptor protein tyrosine kinase activity
Source: RefSeq, a predicted model, not a curated record